Messenger RNA from Talpa occidentalis (Iberian mole), 1577 nucleotides. It is a transcript of the gene MAGEB17, whose product is annotated as MAGE family member B17. Gene Ontology annotation, biological process: negative regulation of transcription by RNA polymerase II. The record is from RefSeq and is a predicted model, not a curated record. Gene Ontology annotation, cellular component: nucleus. Lineage: Eukaryota; Metazoa; Chordata; Mammalia; Eulipotyphla; Talpidae.
CCCGCGCAGCCGUGGCCGGUGGUGGCGCCCUCAGGCUUCCAUCUAGAAGUUUCGGGAAGGUGAAGAACUUGGCCCGAGAGGCGCAACCUCAGGUGCCCCGUCCAGCUGCUGCUCCUGCCCACACCAUGCCCCGCGGCCAGAAGAGUAAGCAGCGUGCCCGUGAGAAGCGCCGCCAGGCCAGGAGCGAACACCAACGUGGCCGGGAGGCCCAGGCCGUGGCCGCCGCAGAAGAGUCCCCCGUGGCUGGGGAUCCGGGCCCCACCCCUGCCGCGGGCGCUCCCCAGGGAUCGCAGGGAUCCGCCGCCGCCUCGAGUUCCUGCUCGAGUUCCGAUGAGGACGACGGGAGCCUGGGGGCCUCGGCCUCGGCGCCCAGCGCCAUCAGAGACCCCCUGACCUGGAAGGCGGGCGUGCUGGUGCAGUUCCUGCUGCAGAAGUACAAGGCGCAGGAGCCUGUCAGCCGCGCGCAGAUGCUCAGGGUGGUGAAGAGGAAGCACAAGGCGCACCUGCCCGAGAUCCUGCGCAGGGCCCGCGACCGCCUGGAGCUGGUCUUUGGCAUCGACCUGAAGGAGGGCGACCCCGGCAGCCAGUCCUACGUGCUCGUCAGCAAGAUGGCGCUUCCCAGCGGGGACGAUCUGGACGACGCCAGCCUGGGCCUUCCCAAGAACGGGCUCCUGCUGCCUCUCCUGGGCAUGAUCUUCAUAAGCGGCGACCGCAUCACGGAGGAGGAGAUGUGGAAGUUCCUCAACGUCCUGGGCAUCUAUGACGGGAGGAGUCACUUCAUCUUCGGCGAGCCUCGGAAGCUCAUCACCCAGGACUUGGUGCGGGAGCAGUACCUGGAGUACCGCCCGGUGCCCGACAGCCAUCCCCCGCGCUACGAGUUCCUGUGGGGGCCGAGAGCCCAUGCGGAGACCAGCAAAAUGAAAGUCCUGGAGUUUUUGGCUAAAGUUAGUAAUUCGGUUCCCACUUCCUUCCCGUCCCACUACGAGGCAGCUUUGAGAGAUGAGGCAGCGCGAACCCAAGCCAGCGCGGCAGCCGGGGGAGCCUCCGGGGACGCCCCCGGGGCCCUGGGCAGCGCCAGCGACUCCUCACAGCCCAAGUGAAGCCCGAGGCGGAGGCUUUGAAGUGGAGAGGGACCCUCGACCUUCUGGGGGGGCAGGAGCGCACACAGUACAGAGCUCCUUUGCGGCGCGGUGGUGAUGCGUAGUUAGAGAGUUCGUGUCCGCCCGUAUUUUCAGCGUGUCCCUUUUCAAGAGGUUUGUUUAGAUGCUUCGUUGUUUAAGUAUCGCGUGGCUCGUGUUUGUUGCUGUGUGUUAAGUUUGAGCAUAAUUGUUUUGCAUUUUGUCAAACAAAUGGAACAUUCUCGCAUCUUUUAGUGUGUUCCAGUGCGAGAACAUGGCAUUGAGCUAGAGAUACUGUUUUAAACGUGGAAAAACUCCACAUGAAAUAGUUGAGAUGGGGGAGUGAAAGGGGUUAAUGGUUGACCGACUUUAUUCUUUUGUGUUUUCGCAAUAAAAAUAAAAGAGAGAGUACCUGCAUUUGCUUGUCUUAUUCAAGAAUGUGAAAGAAAUUAAAUCAUC